Mucor mucedo is the source of this 792-nucleotide messenger RNA. RefSeq lists its product as uncharacterized. Bases 1 to 792 code for a protein of 263 amino acids. The transcript has 6 exons. The record is from RefSeq and is a predicted model, not a curated record. NCBI's taxonomy places the organism in Eukaryota, Fungi, Mucoromycota, Mucoromycetes, Mucorales, Mucoraceae.
AUGUACUUUUUCCAUGCCAUUAAGGAUGUAUCAGUCAGUUACUGCAGCUGUAAGCCCUUGGCAGAAGCAUUAAUUUUGAUGGGUAUGUUUCCUGCUUCGCCCACAGACCCCAAAAAUGCCAUUCAUUUGGGUUUGUUGGGCUAUUUUAAUGAAGUUCGAAACACCUUGAAGUCUUCUUCUGAGGGUAUUACAAAGUUGUAUAACAACUUGCAAGGAAAUCCACUGACAUCCUUGUCAGUGAACAACUUCCGGACCGUAUUCAACUUGUACAACAAGGUCAUUUUGUUGACAGAAGAAAUGGUGAACGAUCGAUCUUUGUUGAAAGAUCAGGCGAUGUGCUGUCCUGCUUGUCCUAGUAGGGACUCCAUCCACCCAAUGGAUCGCAUUUUCAUUACUAUGGAUGGGUGCUUUAGUAUGAAAUGUAAGUCGAAAGCAAGUCCUCUUGAUCAACUUAAUUUGGUCAACACCGUGGAGAACGCUUGGGUGAAGCCUGAAUGUGUUGAGCUUUAUAAGAAGGAAAAAGCUCCUAAAGACGCUCUCAUGAAUGAGAACACAUUCAGAGCUGCAGGUAAUGGCGCCUCAUACAAGUCAAAGUUGUAUCCCGUAAAAGGAAUUUUUACGGCUUCAUGCGCGCGCCAUGACCUCACCCUAAAGAUGGUGGAUAUGGAUAGUGGUGAAGGAUUCAAAUAUCCACUAUCUGUUCUCCACGAGCUGUUUCAGGAGGACAAGGACAGCAUUAAGACGCCAGUAAACUUGAUGUAUGAUAUCAUUUGUGUCUUGGAGAAGUCGUAG